This is a messenger RNA of Doryrhamphus excisus (bluestripe pipefish), 2446 nucleotides long. It is a transcript of the gene suclg2, whose product is annotated as succinate-CoA ligase GDP-forming subunit beta. Gene Ontology annotation, molecular function: ATP binding; succinate-CoA ligase (GDP-forming) activity. Gene Ontology annotation, biological process: succinyl-CoA metabolic process; tricarboxylic acid cycle. Gene Ontology annotation, cellular component: succinate-CoA ligase complex; mitochondrion. The record is from RefSeq and is a predicted model, not a curated record. NCBI's taxonomy places the organism in Eukaryota, Metazoa, Chordata, Actinopteri, Syngnathiformes, Syngnathidae.
UCAGACUUCCGUGUCAACAUGGCGGCAUCCAUGGCAUCGCAGGCUGCAGCUGGAGGGUUGAGGGCAGCCACCGCAAAGCACCUUCUUGUUGACAAACUGAAGCUUCGGUGCACCUGGCUGAGUCCUAAAAGAUGGCUGAAUCUCCAAGAGUACCAGAGCAAAAAGCUGAUGCAAGACUGUGGUGUGGCUGUCCAAAGGUUCUACGUAGCUGACACGGCCUCUGAGGCCUUGGAGGCCGCAAGGAGACUCGAUGCCAAAGAGAUUGUUCUUAAGGCUCAGAUUCUGGCCGGUGGGAGAGGCAAGGGAGUGUUUGAUAGCGGACUCAAAGGGGGUGUACACCUAACGAAAGACCCUGCCGUUGUUGGGGAGCUGGCCAAUAAGAUGUUGGGGUACAACCUGACGACCAAGCAGACGCCCAAAGACGGAGUGAAAGUGAAAACGGUGAUGGUCGCUGAGGCCUUGGACAUUAGCAGAGAGACCUACUUUGCCAUUCUAAUGGAUCGUGCUUGUAAUGGUCCUGUCAUGGUGGGAAGUCCGCAGGGAGGGAUGGAUAUCGAGGAGGUAGCGGCCAGCACUCCGGACCUCAUCUUUAAGGAAGUCAUAGAUAUAUUUGAAGGUGUGCAGGAUGACCAGGCCCUUUGCAUGGCAGCUAAUUUGGGCUUCAAAGGACCGCUGCAGAGACAGGCGGCAGAUCAGAUUAAGAAGCUGUAUGAUCUCUUCCUGAAAGUCGAUGCCACUCAAGUUGAAGUCAACCCUCUUGGAGAAACUCCCCAAGGCCAAGUGGUUUGCUUUGACGCCAAGAUCAACUUUGAUGACAAUGCCGAGUUCCGUCAAAAGACUGUCUUUGCAAUGGACGACAUGACUGAGAGCGACCCCACGGAGAUGGAAGCCGCCAAGUGGGAUCUCAAAUACAUCGGCCUGGACGGGAACAUCGCCUGCUUCGUGAAUGGAGCCGGUUUGGCCAUGGCUACGUGUGACAUCAUCGACCUGCAUGGAGGAAAGCCAGCCAAUUUCCUGGAUCUCGGAGGAGGAGUCUAAGAGAGGCAGGUGUACGAGGCCUUCAAGCUCCUGACUGCUGAUCCCAAGGUGGAGGCCAUUCUUGUCAACAUUUUUGGGGGGAUCGUCAACUGCGCCAUCAUUGCCAACGGUAUCACCAAGGCAUGUCGAGAGCUGGAGCUGAAGGUGCCUCUAGUGGUCAGGCUCGAAGGGACCAACGUCCAUGAAGCCAAACGGAUUCUAACCGAGAGCGGCCUGCCCAUCACAUCGGCGGACAACCUGGACGACGCCGCUAAGAAAGCAGUGGCCGCCAUCAAGAAAUAGAAACGACAACUGGAGAACGUCCAAGUGGCCUUACCGUCUGUCCAGCGGCGUUGUCAGUCACGUGACCAACGUGGGUUUAGGCCUGGGCCUCAGCAGGCUUGUUUUUAACCAGCUGUCAUCACUACAGAUCAUCAGAUGCUUUAUGAGCUCGAUGAGACGUUCAUUUCUCCUCCGUCGUGCAGAUUGCCUGCCCACAUUUCCUCUUUUCCUCUCGUCUCGCCGCUGAUUGGCGUUAAUUGUCAUUCCGAUGUUGCGUUCUACUUUUCCAUCACGGAAGUCAAUCAGACAGUAACUGCAAUCUCCGUAAGAGAUUAGACGGAGACCUCAGACUUUUCCAUUCCAUUUCCAACCUAUUUUGUUUCGUUUUUCUGCAAUUGUUGACAUGAAGCUAAUUUCCAGAAGAGGCGUUGCCACCUUAAUCGUUCAUCUGGUCUUUGCUAGAAGAUGGGGCAGGAUUGGACGAGCAGCCAAUGUCACCGUGACAAGUGAAUGCAUCUUGGUCAAACGGAAACAGCCGUGAUGAUGAGAUCAUCUCUCUGCAUCCAAUAAUAAUAAUAAUAUUUUUAAUAUUUUAAUUAUCCCUCAACUUAGAUGAAUAUCACCUUAGAUGAAUAUCACCUUAGAUGAGUAUCUACAGGGAAGGUGCUCCCAACUAACGCCCCCCCAUGUUUACCCAUUUAGGUCAUAGUAGAGUUGUGCCUACAACUGCUUGGUAUCUCCUUCCGUUCCACCAACAUCUUCAUUCAGAUGUUUUGAAAAGCAACCAAAGAUGGUAUGGAAUAAAGUAUGGAAUAAAUCAAGUGUUCUUAAAUUCCAGAAGUGUUGAAAGCCAAAAAGGCUAACGUGAGAAUACAAAUUUGCAUCCAUGACACUAUUCUUGUUUUGUCAAAAAUUAAAAAUCAAUUUCAAUCCUAAUUUGGUCCAAAUAAAAACUUGUACACGAGUACGAACUGGUCCAAUAGUCGGUUCUUUUCUUUUGUUGCCUCCAAUCGCAGUUUCCGCCGUGAAUUAAGACCGCAGCAGCAAUAUGUGCUUUGAAUCAAAGAAAAACUCAAAAGGACUUUUUGGGAGACGUUUGGGGGUCCCUGGACGUUUGGACUUUGUAAAUAUUCAACUCCUCCGCAUU